UAACCCUAACCUGUACUAAUCAUAUGGGAGCCUGGACUUCCAUUCCUAGGACUUCCAUUCCUGUUACACCGGCUUAUCUAGGGCUCGGGUUACGUACACGCGCACACGGGACUCCACCAGCUGGCAUACGACAUUGAUUCAAUGUUGAUUUAACGUUGUUCAAUAAAAAAUAUGUUGAAUCAACAUUGAAUCAAUGUCGUUUGCCUGUUGGGCACCUGUAACACGGUGCUAAACAGUGACUUGCAUUUUUUAAGUUACGCAAUCUUUAGGAACAAUCAAAAAUGGCAGACACGGGCAAAGACAUGCUCCUCUAUUGGGGCUCGGGCAGUUUUCCUUGCUGGCGUGUGAUGAUUGUACUGGAGGAGAAAGGACUGUCAGACUGCGAGAAGAAGCUUAUUUCAUUCUCAGAUAAGGGGCAUAAAUCUGACGAAAUCCUCAAGCUGAACCCUCGCGGACAGGUUCCGACAUUCAAGUGUGGGGACAUCAUCAUCAACGAGUCGUUUGCGGCAUGCUUGUACCUGGAGGACACCUACAAAUCCCAGGGACCUCCGCUGAUACCCAGUGAGCCGGCCAGGAAGGCCAAUGUUCUGCAGAGAAUGUUUGAGGAGCCAACAUUAACCAAAAAAGCAAGGGACGAUAUUCUGUUACUAUACAUGACAAAAAAGCCAGAAGAGUUAGACCAGGAAAAGAUGACGAAAAGUAAGGCAGCACUGAAGGAAGAACUGGCAUUGUGGGAGGGAUAUCUAGUGAAGGCAGGGGGAACUUAUCUUGAUGGAGGAGAAUUCACCAUGGCGGAUGCCAUUUUCUUCCCAAGUCUGGCAAUUUUAGUCCGAUGUGGUCUGAAGCUUGCCCCUACAUUCCCUAAGCUGGCUGCCUACUAUGAUGCUGUGAGCAAGCGUCCUUCUGUUGAGAAAUCCUGGCCACCCCAUUUUAGGGACACUGAAGGAAAACCUUACUUGGCUGAUCUGUAGAGUCCAGGAGAGGUAUUGAUGUAGGUUACGCCUUUGGAAUUCAGCUCAAUUUUUUCAUAUGUGCACAUUGCUUGCCAAUGUAUAAAAAAGCAUUUUUUAUUGGUACAGAUACUCUAGAACUAGUAUUUAUUGUUAAGUGGAAAAUGGAAAAAUGAUUGACUACAGUUGUAAACACAAUACAACUUUAAAACUAUUUGUGAAAUUGACAACAUUCUGUAUGUAGGCAUGAUUUAGCAUUAAACUAUUUGUGAGAUAAAAAAUCUAAUUCAAAUAUAUCAUUCACGAAUACAACUGUUUAGCACAAAUUGAUAAUGUAUCAAUGUAGUCACAGAUUAGCAAGUUUGUUAUUUGAGAUAUAAAAAUAUACUGUGACUAUGUGUGAUUAAACUUUUUAUUUGUUGCAGUGCUGACUCUUUCAUAAGCAACGGACUCUCUUGUGGUUUAAAAUAUCUUUAUUGGUAUAACUAAAAUUUUCACCCUGUAAUAGUGACAUAUAAUUAGAUAAAAUGACAUACAACAAAUAAUAAA
Lingula anatina is the source of this 1499-nucleotide messenger RNA. RefSeq names its product glutathione S-transferase A-like. Gene Ontology annotation, biological process: glutathione metabolic process; L-phenylalanine catabolic process. NCBI's taxonomy places the organism in Eukaryota, Metazoa, Brachiopoda, Lingulata, Lingulida, Lingulidae. The record is from RefSeq and is a predicted model, not a curated record. Gene Ontology annotation, cellular component: mitochondrion. Gene Ontology annotation, molecular function: maleylacetoacetate isomerase activity; glutathione transferase activity.